Molecule: messenger RNA, 1701 nt
Organism: Medicago truncatula (barrel medic)
Lineage: Eukaryota; Viridiplantae; Streptophyta; Magnoliopsida; Fabales; Fabaceae
Product: isoleucine N-monooxygenase 1
Exons: 2
Coding region: 16-1635 (539 amino acids)
Molecular function (GO): heme binding; oxidoreductase activity, acting on paired donors, with incorporation or reduction of molecular oxygen; iron ion binding
Source: RefSeq, a predicted model, not a curated record
UAUUUCUUUUUCAAAAUGCUUUUCCAAGCUAUAAGUUACACUCCUAGUUUCUUACGGCCACUUCCUCAGUCCUUUUGGCAUCUUCUCCUUAUUAUAUUUUUUAGUUUUAUGGUAAUCAAAACCAUAAGAUACCACUUAGUUGAGAACCCUAAAAAAGCCAAACUUCCACCCGGUCCCAAACCAUGGCCUAUCGUUGGUAAUAUUCCUGAAAUGCUUGCAAAUAAACCUGCUACUAGGUGGAUACACAAGAUAAUGGAAGAAUUGAACACUGAAGUAGCGUGUAUCCGCCUAGGAAAUGUCCAUGUUAUUCCUGUUACCUGUCCCACCAUUGCCCUUGAAUUCUUGAGAAAGAAUGAUGCUACUUUUGCAUCAAGACCAAUAUCCAUGUCCACUGAUAUCAUCAGCAAAGGUUUCUUGACAACCGCCGUUACACCUUUUGGAGAACAAUGGAAGAAAAUGAAGAAAAUAUUUGUCAAUGAAUUGUUCUCCCCUCACAGGCAUCAAUGGCUCACUAACAAAAGGAAUGAAGAAGCUGAUAACAUAAUGUUUUAUGUCUACAACAAAUGCAAAAAUGCGAAUGAUAAUGGUCUUGUGAAUGUUAGGAUUGUUACAAGGCAUUAUUGUUGUAAUUUGAUGAGGAAAUUGGUUUUUAAUACAAGGUACUUUGGAGAAGGAAGUAAUGAUGGAGGUCCUGGUUUGGAGGAAGUUGAACAUGUAGAUGCUAUUUUCACAUUGCUUAGAUAUGUUUUUGCAUUUUGUGUUUCUGAUUAUAUGCCAUUCUUGAGAGGACUUGACUUUGAUGAUCAUGAGAGAAGGGUGAAAGAUGCUAUGAGUAUUGUGGACAAGUAUAACGAUCCUAUCAUUGAAAGGAGAAUUCAAAAAUGGAAAGAUGCAUCAAAGACUAGUGCUGAUUCAGAGGACUUACUUGAUAUUCUAAUCUCCCUUAAAGAUGCCAACAACAAACCAUUAUUGACAUCAGAGGAAAUCAAGGCUCAAGCUCUAGAACUUGUGUUAGGAGGAGUGGACAAUCCAUCACAUGCAGCUGAAUUUGCAAUAGCAGAAAUGAUAAAUCAGCCAGAUUUACUUCAACGAGCCACUGAAGAAUUGGAUAAUGUUGUAGGAAAACAACGACUAGUCCAAGAAUCGGAUAUUCCAAACCUCAACUAUGUGAAAGCUUGUGCAAAAGAAGCUUUUCGCCUUCAUCCAAUUACAAUUUUUAAUCCUCCCCAUGUUGCUAUGGACAAUAUAACGGUUUCUAAAUACAUGAUUCCAAAAGGAAGCCAUGUACUUCUAAGUAAACAAGGACUCGGACGAAAUCCAAAAGUUUGGAAUGAACCUCACAAGUUUCAACCUGAACGCCAUUUAAAAAAUGAUGGGUCUAUGGUAGUUUUGUCGGAACCAGAUUUGAAGUUCAUAUCAUUUAGUACGGGAAGGCGUGGUUGCCCCGGAAUUGUGCUUGGAACCUCAAUGACUAUGAUGUUAUUGGGCAGGUUGCUCCAUGGCUUUGAUUGGAGUGGUCCUCCUAAUGAAUCAACCAUUGAACUUCUCAAGUAUUCCAAUGGUGAUAGAUACCUUGGAGGGCCAAUUGUGGCAAUAGCAAAGCCAAGAUUGGCCGCAGAGUUGUAUCAUCAAUAAAAUAUUUGAAAAUUUAAUAAGGCAGGAAGAUAAUCUUAUCUAUGAAUAGUAAUGAUGUUUAGUUAA